Molecule: messenger RNA, 3173 nt
Organism: Lacerta agilis (Sand lizard)
Lineage: Eukaryota; Metazoa; Chordata; Lepidosauria; Squamata; Lacertidae
Gene: GALNT5
Product: polypeptide N-acetylgalactosaminyltransferase 5
Exons: 10
Coding region: 243-2909 (888 amino acids)
Cellular component (GO): Golgi apparatus
Source: RefSeq, a predicted model, not a curated record
CAUGCCGCGUGGCUGCGAGGCGCGCAUCGAGCCCCGGAGACGAUGCCACGCAGGCAGGGAGCAACAGGCGGCCGGCGCGGCGGCUCCCCCUAGAUUGAGAUGCCCAGGGCGGGCAGCGGGAAGCGGCAGCCUCGGCUAGAGCAGCAGGCCUAGGAAGCCUCCCGAGCGGGGAAGGAAGGCCCCAGGGGGUUGCCUCAGGCUGUGCCCGGAGCGACCCGAGGAGAACUUUUCUCUCUCCCGAGAUGAACAAGCUCCGGAAGCUUUUCCGAGGCAGCGGGCGAGCCUUGGCCUUCAUCUUCGCCGCCUCGGUGGUGUGGCUGCUCUUCGACAUGGCAGCGCUGCGCCUCUCCUUCGGCGAGAUCAACACCCGCGUCCUCAAGGAAGAGAUGGUGCGGCGGGAGAGGCUGCGCGGCUGGCGGGAGAAGAGCCUCGACGGCGCCCGAGCAGGAGAGGAGCUCCGAGCGCCGCCGCGGGCGCUGCCAAGGGGCCCCGAGGAGAAGGGACGCGGCGGCCCAAGCAAGAAGAGGGGGAAGCCGGGUGCCCAAUGGAGGCGCGCAACCCCCCAAGCGGCAGCAGCUCCCGGCCUGCACUGGACGGCCGCCGUCGACGUGCGGAACCACGCUCCGUUCGCCCCCGCGGAGAAGAAGUCCAGCGCGGAGGCCGGCCUCCCUCGCCCGCCGCCCACAAAGCCGCCUCUCGCCGGCGGGUCGCCGGGGCGGGCGCUCGACGCUCCUGCCGUCGGAAGCAAAGACGCCGCGAAAGGGCCCGGGCCGUUAAGCACGGGAUCCAGGGGGAGAGAGUUGGCGGCGACGGUUUUUAUACCCGAAGGUGGAUUAGGGAAGAAAGGCGCCUUGGCUGGAUUGCCCACCAACGAAAGCAAAUCUGAGGGAACUCGGGGCAGCCCUGGGCUACUGAGCGGGCCAAAUGUCCCCGCAAAGCGGCCCGGGGGCCUGGAUUUGCCUGCCGCUUCGGAAGCAGCGCAGAAGUCUCCGGGUGCGCCACGUCCAGGAAAGCUGCCGGAGGAGGAGGAGGAGGCCAGAAUUGCCGGUGCAAAAGUCGUCCUGCCUAACCAAGUGGUGCUUAUAAGCAAGGAGGGGGCGCGGGUGGUCUCGGCGGCCGCGCAGGCUCCCGAAGGCGGAGGACGUGGGGCCGUCGGGAAGAAGGCGCAAGUGACUGCGGGCAAAAUCCUGGAGGCCUCUCUUAAGGGGGCGGCGGCGGCGGCGGCGACCCUAAAAGUUAUUCCAGUUGAAAGAGCCGAGCUAGGGAAGGCGGAUGGGGUCCGUUCCGCCCAUCAGGACCAAUCAAGGCAAACCAAUGAGACCCAUUUCACAGAAAGGGCCAAGCUGCACAAAGUAUUGACCAUUGAUAGGACCUUGGCCCCAAGGGACCCCAAAGCGCUGGGUCAGUAUGGGCGCCCGGCAGUGGUCCCAGGUGAGAAAGAAGAGGAGGCGAAAAGGAGGUGGAAGGAGGGGAACUUCAAUGUCUACCUAAGUGACCUCAUCCCACUAGACAGAGCCAUCGAGGACACAAGGCCCGCUGGAUGUAGAGACCUUCUCGUCCACAACAUCCUUCCCACCACCAGCAUCAUCAUAUGCUUUGUUGACGAAGUGUGGUCCACCCUCUUGCGCUCUGUUCACAGUGUCCUCAACCGCUCCCCUCCUCAGUUUAUUAAAGAGGUUAUUCUGGUGGAUGACUUCAGCACAAAAGCAUACCUCAAGGACAAACUGGACCAGUACAUGGCCCAGUUUCCCAAAGUCCAGGUCCUUCAUCUCAAGGAAAGGCAUGGUUUAAUACGAGCUAGACUAGCGGGAGCAGAGAUUGCCAAAGGUGAUGUACUGACAUUCUUAGAUUCUCAUGUGGAAUGUAACGUAGGGUGGCUGGAGCCGCUCCUGGACAGAAUCCGUUUGAAUAGGAAGAAAGUUGCCUGUCCUGUUAUUGAAGUAAUCAGUGACAAAGACAUGAGCUACAUGACCGUGGACAGCUUUCAGCGUGGUGUUUUUACAUGGCCAAUGAAUUUUGGAUGGAAGCCCAUUCCUCCAGAUGUCAUCAAGAAAAAUGGGAUUAAGGACACCGAUAUAAUUAGGUGUCCUGUGAUGGCAGGUGGGUUAUUUUCUAUUGAUAAGAAGUACUUUUUUGAACUUGGGACAUAUGAUCCUGGCCUUGAUGUUUGGGGAGGUGAAAACAUGGAGAUCUCAUUCAAGGUUUGGAUGUGUGGAGGGGAAAUAGAAAUCAUCCCGUGUUCCAGAGUGGGCCACAUUUUCAGGAACGACAACCCCUACUCCUUCCCUAAAGACCGCCUUACCACGGUGGAGCGGAAUUUGGCCCGAGUUGCAGAAGUUUGGCUGGAUGAAUACACAGAUCUCUUCUAUGGACAUGGUUAUCACCUCAUCCAAAAGAAUCUGGACGUAGGGGACUUGACUCAGCAGAGAGAACUAAGGAAGCAGCUUCAGUGCAAAAGCUUCAAAUGGUACCUGGAGAACGUCUACCCUGAUUUAGAAGCCCCCCUUGUUAAAGCUAGUGGGCUGAUCAUUAACAUAGCACUGGCUAAAUGCAUCACUCUGAAUAGAUCUAGCCUGGCCUUUGAAACAUGCGACGUUAAUAACAAGAACCAAAAGUUCAACUAUACUUGGCUGAGAUUGAUCCAGCACGGAGACUCCUGUGUGGCAGUGACUGAUGCGGAAGGGACACUGGGCCUGCACCCUUGCGAUAAACGAAACAAUGGCCUGAAAUGGUUGCAUAAAUCACUGGUGGCUUUUCAUCCAGAACUCAUGGAUCACAUUGUCUUAGAACACCUUCCGCGGGCCACGUGUUUGGAAGUGGAUCAGUCUCAGAAAGCCCUGAGGGCCGGCGUUUGUUCCUCCUCCAAUCUUUAUCAGAAGUGGCAGUUUGGAAAUUAUUAUGCUGCCUGAAGAGGAAGACGAGCAAACCGGACAGAAGAGUCGCUUUGUAAGCCGAUGAAUUUGAAAGCAACAGCUGUGGAACUUCCGAUAGCAGCGAGCAUAAAACUGUGAUCUCCCUCCCAAACCGCUGUCGGAACCCAACACUUUGGAAGAAGCAUAUGGCCAGAUCAGAAGAUGGAGCGAGAACGCAGCUGGUUUGAUGUGGCCUAAUGACACACGGCCGGCACAUUGGCAAGGGAGGAAAAAAAUCACCAGGGAAAAAAUUACCAAAGU